Messenger RNA from Sclerotinia sclerotiorum 1980 UF-70, 489 nucleotides. RefSeq lists its product with no specific name. The record is from RefSeq and is a predicted model, not a curated record. The coding region runs from base 1 to 489 and encodes 162 amino acids. NCBI's taxonomy places the organism in Eukaryota, Fungi, Ascomycota, Leotiomycetes, Helotiales, Sclerotiniaceae. The transcript has 3 exons.
AUGACCGUCAAGAAUGUCCUCAGGGUUGACGCUCCCGACAUCAUGAAUAUUGAGGAUGCCAAGGCUGAACUCCAGAGCGAACGAGAAGCGUAUUGGGCACAUCUCACCGACACUAAAUUGAGGAAGGAGAGACGGUGCCGCCAGAAUCGGAUCAACAAAUACAUAUCACGCUGGAGAGAAGAGUUCCAUCUUGUGACAACCGAGGACUACCACCCAUUAGCAUGCGAACUUCAAGAUAUGCGUGAGGGUGGAAAGCCCGAUACAGAAACCUCGAAUGAUGAAGACAGUAUCUUCGACUCACCAAUGGAUUUUCAUUUUGGCCCACUCGACGAACCAUCUUCCAAAGAGAUUGACGAUGUUUCAUACGACAUCUUCCUUGUCAUCAACGUACCCAAGAGUAUGAGCGACCCUGCGCUCGCACCAUCCGGAGAAAAGGACUUGAAUGCUGAACAAACAGGGCUGACGGACCUAUACUUGAACAGGUUCUAG